Phycodurus eques (leafy seadragon) is the source of this 13207-nucleotide messenger RNA. RefSeq names its product ash1 (absent, small, or homeotic)-like (Drosophila) (gene ash1l). Lineage: Eukaryota; Metazoa; Chordata; Actinopteri; Syngnathiformes; Syngnathidae. The transcript is spliced from 25 exons. The record is from RefSeq and is a predicted model, not a curated record. Gene Ontology annotation, cellular component: nucleus. Gene Ontology annotation, molecular function: chromatin binding; histone methyltransferase activity; DNA binding. Bases 2981 to 11104 code for a protein of 2707 amino acids.
CAUGGCCGUCACGUCAAUGCCCUACUUUCAACAUGGCCGCCACGUAGGCAUGGGAGGAUCUAGUAUUAUUGUAUACCUGUGACCCGGAAAUACGUCAGUAUCAUUCUCUGCCUGCAUUGCGCCACAGCGCCAGUAAACACUGGCCAAUUCUGGAACUAACAGACUUUGUCAAUGGUAUUUUAAGUGACAAAUACAAACAAUUUUUGGACAUAUCGUUUAGUCCCAUCCGUUAUAUAGGGGUCUGUUUUAUCGAGGUUCCACUGUAUUGGCAUAUUUUUCCUCACAAUUCUGCUUACUUGGCUGUACUUCAUUAAUCUUACGUAUCUCAAGGGCAGUGGUCAGUCAACAAGUUUGCUCCGGUGAUUACUACUGAUUUUGAAAUCAUUACAUUGCAUAAUAGGGUGGCAAACUCAUCAGGCAUUCUUUGUGUUGUAUGUGGGCUCAUGUUUUCAUCACACUGUGUACAUAUACAAAUUAAUCGUAUUUCUGAAUUAGUUUGUGCUCCCCUUUUUUCCACACUUCUCUGUGAUGUCCCAGUUAGCAUUUGAUCUUUGGCAAAACUAAGUCUGCCUCCACUAUGGCUAGGUGGUGAUGCACACACACACACACACACACACACAAACAUAGUCUCUGCCAUCCCAGAGUCAGCUUUAAAACUGUUUAUUUACACCCCAGGUGAAGUUUACUGUAAAACUUAACACACAACAAAAAGAAUUACAUGCAUUGUAUAUUUAAAUACGACACAAAUAUGAUCGUUUUAGAAAUCGCAAGUUUAAUGGUAACAUUCAGUGGAAAACCCCAUUGACGGGCUAGCUAGAAUUUCCAUUAGGUCACGGAGGGGGGCUUUACCUUCAAAUAACGAAAAUUUAUACACAAACUCUGAAGUAACACAUACAGACAAUUAAUAUGACAAUACUCACUGCCAUAUAUUCUUCCUGAUCUGUGAAAAGUGAUUUAAAUGAAUGUUUAAUCGCUUCUUCUGUUCUUUAGCUUACUGCAAACGUCCAGCUCCAUGCAUGCACCACACUGCCCCACUAAAAUCAAAGACUUGGACUUGGACUCGGGUGGACAAAAUUUGAUCAGGACAUUCCUAAUGACAAUGAGCCAAUCCAACACAGACUGACAGAAAACAAGCAACUACAUACAAGCAAAUUGACAAGACAACCAGGCACACCUGAACAAGACACGAGUGGCUAGAUGGAGCUGAUUGGUAGACGCUAGGAGCAGGGUUACGAGAACAGGUGGAAACAAAAACCUAACGAGCAAGACAAGACAUGAACUUGGGUCACCAGAAAACAAGAUAUAACAUGAACCAAAACUAAAUAUAAUCUAAACCACAAAAACACAUCAUGAUAGGAGCACAGAUGAAGGACGCUAACCUUCUAGGAUAACCAGGCUAAAAUAGAUUCCAUCUAGGGAUUACGUUUAUAACAUUGUCUUAAUUAUUAUACGUGCACAUUCUUACUUGACUAAAUUACGUUUGAUUAAACAGCCAAAAUAUUUCAUAUUAGAUGUGUUUUUGCAAUAGGUCCUUCAUUUGGUUAAUGAGAGGCACAGUCGAAAGCUUUUUUUUGUUUAGUGGUACCAUUUUUAAUUGCGAUAGACUAGUUUGUUCAUUUUUCAUUCCAAUGUGAAUAGUAAAACGUAGUUUUGUUGUUAAAAUUAGCCUGUUUGAUACACACAAGGAGAGUACGGAAAGUAUUCAGACUGCCUUAAAUUUUUCACUCUUUGUUAUAUUGCAGCCAUUUGUUAAAAUCAUUAAAGUUCAUUUUCCCGACGCAUUAAUGUAAACAGCACCCCAUAUUGACAGAAAAAAACGGAAUUGUUGAAAUUUUUGCAGAUUUAUUGAAAAAGAAAAAAUGAAAUAUCUCACACAGCCAUAAGUGUGCAGACCCUUUGCUGUGACACUCAUAUAUUUAACUUGGGUGCUGUGUAUUUAUUUUGAUCAUCCUUGAGAUGGUUCUCGACAUUCAUUGGAGUCCAGCUGUGUUUGAUUAUACUGAUUGGACUGAUUAGGAAAGCCACAAACCUGUCUAUAUAAGACCUUACAGCUCACAGUGCAUGUCAGAGCAAAUGAGAAUCAUGAGGUCAAAGGAACUGCCUGAAGAGGUCAGAGACAGAAUUGUGGCAAGGCACAGAUAUGGCCAUGGUUACAAAAAAAAUUCUGGUACACUUAAGGUUUUAAGAACCCAGAACCCUUCCUAGAUCUGGCCGUCUGGCCAAACUGCAAUCGGGGGAGAAGAGCCUUGGUGAGAGGUAAAGAAGAACCCAAAGAUCACUUUGGCUGAGCUCCAGAGAUGCAGUCCGGACAUGGGAGAAAGUUCUAGAAAGUCAACCAUCACUGCAGCCCUCCACCAGUCGGGGCUUUAUGGCAGAGUGGCCCAACGGAAGCCUCUCCUCAGUGCAAGCCACAUAAAGGCCCGCAUGGAGUUUGCUAAAAAACACCUGAAAGACUCCAAGAUGGUGAGAAAUAAGAUUCUCUGGUCUGAUGAGAUCAAGAUAGAACUUUUUGGCCUUAAUUCUAAGCGGUAUGUGUGGAGAAAACUAGCCACAGCUCAUCACCUGUCCAAUACAGUCCCAGCAGUGAAGCAUGGUGGUGGCAGCAUCAUAUUGUGGGGGUGUUUUUCAGCUGCGGGGACAGGGAGACUGGUUGCAAUUGAAGGAAGGAUGAAUAUGGCCAAGUACAGGGAUAUCGUGGACGUAAACCUUCUCCAGAGUCCUCAGGACCUCUGAUUGGGCCGGAGGUUCACCUUCCAACAAGACAAUGACCCUUAGCACAAAGCUAAAAUAACAAAAGAGUGGCUUCAUAACAACUCCGUGACUGUUCUUGAAUGGCCCAGCCAGAGCCUGACUUAAACCCAAUUGAGCAGCUCUGGAGAGACCUGAAAAUGGCUGUCCGCCUUCUCCAUCCAACCUGACAGAACUGGAGAGGAUCUGCAAGCAAGGAAAGGCAGAUCCCCAAAUCCAGGGUCCACCAAAGAUGGAUUGUCUGUCUGACACAAAGUCAGACACUAAAGCAACUACCACCACAUCUGAACGGCCCCUGAAUCUUCAUCGCCCUUUCCCAGACAGCAAACUUCAUCCUUCUGGGAAGAAAACACCAACUCUUCAACACAACCCUCGGUCAUCUGCACCCUCUUCACCAAUACCUGCAUCUAAAGAACCUAGCUGUGAAGGUGUUAAAGCACCACAAUACACUUACAGCAAUGAAAGUCAAAGAGAUAAAGACAAGGGAUUUCAAAGCUGGGGAGCACCUACAGUCACUGAAAAAUUAGCUCAACUCAUAGCCACUUGUCCGCCGUCAAAGACCCCAAAGCCUGUCAAACCUGCUAAGACUGACCCUGCUACUUCCCAAUCAAGCUCAGGUUUUAUGACCCCCACAGCAAAGCAGCGAGACAGGGCUAUGGCCAAUAGGAACACCUAUUCAAGAAUGGUUCACCUUUCUCCCCCCCUACCAGUGUCACGACCUCCUGGUCGGCCCUACGGUUCUAGAAACAAAGAUGUUGCUAUGGAAAACUCACCCACCCUGACACCAACAAGGAAGGAGGACACAGAUGGAACUGGGAAACCUAUUAGCAGCAGUAUUAACAUGAGCAGUGGUAAGAGCAGUAGUCGCAGCAGCAGUCCAGCACUCAUAUACGGCAAUAACAGACUGCCUUCCUUGUCAAAGGACAGUAACAAUGACAACAUUAAUAGUAGCGUUCCCAAACUACAAUCUCGUCCUAUUCACUUCUCAUCCCACACCACAGCUUUGUCCUCGUGUCCUGUUUCAUCGUCCCCUACCACCACAGCUGAGCAAAAGACUUUGAGUCACAUAAGCUCCCCUGCUGACUCACAAGCAGACCAUGCACGAGAGACUUCUGUUGCUGCGGAGGAAGGCAUUGCAAGUCUGAGAGAACAGGGCAGCCCCAGAGAUUCGAACAAUUGCUGUCCUUCAACAGGAACAGCAAAGCCAGAAGGGAAAGACAAAGGUCAGUCAUUGCGAGUUGAGAGUGACAAGAGCUCAAGUCCAAGUAACCAUAGUCCCAAUCGGGAUAGUAGUCGUGUUGGUCGGACCAGCAACCCUGCAGAACCUGUAAUGCCAAGGGCAUCUUCUUCACCCGAGCCAGAAGGUGAAGACAGCCCGCAAACUCCUCUUCGAGAUGAUUCUCCAGAUUCAUCCAUAGAUUCUGCAACAGAGCAGGACAGUAAACCCCUUAAAAAACGAAGAGGAAGAAAGCCACGCUGGGGCCGUGCAAUGAGCAAGGUACAUAGUCAAAGAUCAGGCCUCGACAGUCCCUUUGACCAGAGCAAAACCACCAUGCCUUUAUCUUCAAGCCUGGAAACGUCAACUCCAGUUAAGAGACCUGUGGGGAGACCACCUAACCCAAAUAAAAUGAAACCAAAUACUCUGCCACAAAGUUCAAUGUCACGUCUCUUCACAUUGUCACCCGAGUCCAAAAAAAGGGGAAGGCCAAAGUCAAAGAUGCCAAGGCUUGACGCCCCAGCCCGUGGGCGCCCUCAUAAUAAAUUGACCACAUCUAAAGUUUACUCAACUUUUUUGAAGUCCAAAGAAGAGCAAGACCCUCCUGUGCUUCAUCCAGAGGUUGACCUAAGACCCCCUAAACCUAUCCCUCGAAAACGUGGACGCCCCAAGCGCCUCCCACCUACCUUACCCGAAGAGAGUCAGCCUCCCACAUUGGCUCCUGAGGCAGGGGACGUUGGGGACAAACGGUAUCACAGCAAAGGAAAUGGUCAGCUUAUUAUGAAAACAAUCAUAGGCAAGAUCAACAAGAUGAAAAGUGUGAAACGUAAGCGUAUUCUCAGUCAAUUCCUGUUAGGACCAAGAAAAGAAGACCCACCUAAAGUAUCUCCAAGUGCUGUGGUUGGAUCUGCAGAAGCUGCAACUCAAUCUUUGUCCUCCUUGGCAGCUUCUCUUGGGGGAAAACUUGGACCACAAAUAAAUGUUAGCAAAAAAGGCACAAUAUAUAUGGGUAAGAGGCGAGGGCGUAAACCAAAAAUAGUUAGUGCCACAGCUACAACAGCACCACCAGAACCCUUCUUGUCCCCCAGCACCACUUCUCUACAUCACCAUCCAUCUCAGCAACAGCAUCACCUUUCCUCUUCAGACAUAUUUCCUUCACCUUCUCUCUCACAGUCCAGUGGAGGCCAUAGUCCCAUCAGUGAUGCAAGCUUUGUUGAGCCAGGUUCAGUGCACUUUUCGGGUCACUCUCACUAUUCAAACCAUAGUCACAGCACAUUUGCUUUCCCUCCCCCGACCUUUUCAGCUCCAAAUCUCCGCAGUCCAGUCCCUGGCUCCUCUUUAACUAUGGCCACAGCAACCUCUCAGAAAAAGUCCUCUUUCCGUGGAUACCACCACCACCACUAUCGGCAGCAUUACCACUAUCGAAAGCUUUCCCCUCCUCGGCCACUCCAUCCUACCUCUCCUGCCCCCCUUAGUGAGCUGAAAGAAGCCACUCCAUCCCCAGUAAGUGAGUCUCACAGUGAGGAGACAGUCCCCAGUGACAGUGGUAUAGGAACAGACAACAACAGCACCUCUGAUCGUGGUGAAAAAGCAGGAGCAGGGGCCUUGGGUGGAAUCGGCAUUCCAGCUGCGAUAGGUAGUGGAUUAUUAAUGCCUGGUGUUAUUGGUUCCGCUAUGGGUCCAGGAAUGGGACUUAACGCUAGAGGCAGGCGGCGCCACUCCACUGUACUUGUGGAACAUCCCUCACCUUCUCCUUCUCCACAUUUGGCAAGGUUAUCACCUGAUACACGAAGACCUCACCCAGUAGCUGCUUCUACCUCCAUAAUGGGUCAUAAGGAAAAACAUAAACAUAAGUGUAAACGCCGUAGCCACGGAUGCCCAGGCUAUGAAAAGCUUAAGAGACAGAAAAGAAAACGCAAGAAGAAAUACCUACAACUCCGUUCUAGGCGGAUCGACCCCAACUUUCUUGCUGAACUGGAUGAGAUUGUCAUAAGGAUGAGUGAAAUCCGCAUAGCACAUCGUACCACAGGGCAUCGUCUUGGUGGUGGCGUAGGAAUAACAGCAGGAGCAAAUAGAAUGCCAGGAGUGGGCAACCGUGCCAGUGGCAUAGGUGGUACCAGUGGCCCUCCACCUCAUCAUUACAUUCACAGAGAUCUCUUGCCCACAAUCUUCAGGGUUAAUUUCGGCAGCUUCUAUUCCCAUCCUGCAUAUUCUUGUGAUCCAUUGCACUAUGUCCGUAAACCAGACAUGAAAAAGAAAAGGGGGCGGCCUCCGAAACUCAGAGAGUCUAUGUCGGAGGUUCCUUUUGUACCAGGGCUUGGCUUCCCACUGUCCAGCGGGGGCUUCUACCAUCCCUCCUACAGUGUUCCUUAUUCCUCUGGACCCCUCGGUUUGGGCUACUAUAGGGGCUAUCCUCCAGCUAGUGCUCUGUAUCCUCACCCACACCACCAGUCACCCCACACAGCCUCAUCUCACCACUCUCAUCAUUCAUCAACUUUCCCCCCUCCACCCCCAACAUCUUACAUGCAUCAUCAUCACCCUUCGCAUCUCCUGUUGAACCCUUCGAAAUUCCACAAAAAAAAACACAAGCUGCUUAGGCAGGAUUACCUAGGAGGACGUUCCCCUGUCCUUUACCCACCCAUGUCCUCUGAGCUGUCUUUCAACUGGCACCACAGGCACAAACAUAGACACAAACACAGAGAGAGAUGUGCUGACGAGAGCAGAGAAGAAGAAGAAACAAUUGGUGCAUCUUUAAAUCGCGGUGGGGCAGGGUUGUCUGACAGUGGAGCAUCAGGGAAAGGAGAGAGAGUAGGUAGCUUGGGAAUGGCAGAAUCUUUGCAACGAUGCAGCUUUGGACGGAGCACUUCCAGCAACAAUCCUAGCAAGCAAGCAGGUGUCACUUUAGCCAAUUCACCUUCUUCUUCGUCAUCGUCUUCUGCAGAUAGGUACAAACGCAAAGAAAGCUCAAUAUCCUGUCUAGGACCCUCCAGACUAGCUCUGGGGAGCAGCUCCAAAAGCCAGCACCCAGCAGAGUCCUGGUUCAGAAUGGGCACCUCUGAGACAGACUACUCUAAGCUUUCACGUCGUCAUGUAUUGCCCGGUCAGGGGCCCUUCUCAGAUGGACGGCCGGAAGAACUACCUGGUUGCUCUGACAGUGAGGAUGAGGGUCCUCUCACACCCACAAACGAUGUUGAGCCAAGAGGCCAUGAUUCUCCAAAUCUUACAAAUCUCUUUGCCUCUGCUCUCACUCGCACUAACUUGCGGGGAUGCAGGAACAGAAAGAAGGAGACGGCGCCAGAAAACACCAGCUUCUCCCAUAUGGACCGAACUUUAAGGAAAGACCGCUCAGUAUCAUCAGAGAGAAGAGAAUUAGGGCCUGCAAGCAUCCAGACAAGAGGUGGUGUACUCUCGACCUCAGAAGGGCCUGAAGGAUCCCUGCACCACCGACAACAGCUCCAUCACCAGUCUACUGUGUUUUACUCCCAUGGCUCAGCGUCCUCUUCCCACCUGUCCCCCUCCCAGGACUGUUGCCUCGAUGCCUCCCUGCCCCAUCAGUCUCAUCGGGUGCAGCAAUCCAAGCACAGCCUCCACCAUGUCAACAAAAUCUUGCGUGCUAAGAAGCUGCAGAGGCAAGCCCGUACAGGAAACAACAUGGUGAAAAAGAGGGGCCCUGGGCGUCCCAGGAAGCACCCAUUACCUUCACCACCACCGUCCCCACCUCCUGCUGUUGAAUUCAGUCAAAACCGGCACAGAGUGGGAGACCGACCAGCGGGGGACAGGAUGUGGGAUGAGGAUACUGUAAAAGAUACCAUUGAGGCAGUUGUCAAAGAGCAGCGUGGCAAAGGACAAAAAAGGAAACACUGGGAGAGAGAUGAAGGCGAAGAUGAAGGGGAGGUAGAAGACACUGUGGAGCAAUUGGCAGACAGAGAAGAGAAUGUGGGCAACCUGGUGGAAAGGUCCAGACCAGGAUCUGGAAGGUGCUGGCUUGCCCAGGAUGAGAAAAGUCACUUUCAGGGCUCUCUGGAGAGUAAUCCAGAUGGACACCGUUCCCCCCAAGCCCAAGACACUGUCUCCAGGGAACAAACAUCAACCACCCCCUUAACCAGCCAACGGGAGAAGAGACCGGCCAGACCUCCAAAGAAGAAGUUCCAGAAGGCUGGACUUUACUCUGAUGUGUUCAAGACUGAGGAUCCCCGGAGUCAGCUUCUGCAGCUAAAGAAAGAAAAACUGGAGUACAUACCUGGGGAACAUGAUUAUGGAUUGUUUCCAGCACCCAUACAUGUUGGGAAGUACCUAAGACAGAAGCGCAUUGAUUUCCAAUUGCCGUAUGACAUCCUGUGGCUGUGGAAACACGAUCAGUUAUACAAAAGGCCUGAUGUCCCUCUUUACAAAAAGAUCAGAUCAAAUGUGUAUGUUGAUGUAAAGCCUUUCUCCGGUUAUGAAACAACUACCUGCAACUGUAAAACUCCUGAGAAUCGCUCUGAAAAAGGUUGUCUGGAUGACUGCCUCAACAGGAUGAGCUUUGCUGAGUGUUCUCCCAGCACUUGUCCAUCUCAUGAGCAUUGCGACAACCAGCAUAUCCAGAGGCACGAAUGGGUGCAGUGUCUGGAGAGAUUCCGUGCUGAGGGCAAGGGCUGGGGCAUCCGCACCAAGGAGAGUCUCCGCUCUGGGCAGUUCAUUAUUGAGUACCUGGGAGAAGUGGUCAGUGAACAUGAGUUCAGGAGUCGUAUGAUGCAGCAGUACUUUGCUCACAGUGGCCAUUACUGUUUGAACCUGGAUAGUGGCAUGGUGAUUGACAGCUACAGAAUGGGCAAUGAGGCACGCUUCAUAAACCACAGCUGUGAGCCCAACUGUGAAAUGCAGAAGUGGUCAGUCAAUGGGGUGUACAGAAUUGGUCUCUUUGCGCUCAAGGACAUCAGCAGUGGUACUGAGCUCACCUAUGAUUACAACUUUCAUUCCUUCAACACAGAGGAGCAGCAAGUGUGUAAGUGUGGCUCAGAGAGUUGCCGAGGUAUCAUUGGAGGGAAAAGCCAGCGUGUCAACGGAUUACCUGGCAAGACGACUGGAACUCGGCGACUGGGUCGACUCAAGGAGAAACGGAAAUCCAAACACCAACUAAAAAAAAGAGAAGAAGAAUCAAGUGAUAGCAACAAGUUUUACCCUCACCUUAUGAAACCAAUGUCAAACAGAGAAAGGAACUUUGUGCUCAAGCAUCGAGUGUUCCUCCUGAGAAACUGGGAAAAAAUGAGGGAGAAACAGGAGUUACUCAAGCGAGAGGGUGAAAGAGAGAGAGACUCCAGCAGCCUGUCCAUUUAUACCCGCUGGGGAGGAGUCAUCCGUGAUGAUGGCAACAUAAAGUCAGAUGUUUUCCUCACACAGUUUUCAGCCCUGCAGACUUCACGGUCAGUGCGUACGCGGAGGCUCGCUGCUGCUGAAGAAAACACAGAAGUCACGCGCACUGCUCGCCUUGCACAUAUCUUCAAGGAGAUUUGUGACAUGAUUACCAGCUACAAGGAUUCAACCAGCCAGACCCUUGCUGCUCCGCUAUUGAACCUCCCGUCACGGAAAAGGAACAGCCACUACUAUGAGAAGGUGUCAGACCCUCUGGAUUUGAGCACCAUUGAGAAGCAAAUCCUCACGGGCCAUUACAAGACCGUUGAAGCAUUUGACACUGACAUGCUCAAAGUAUUCCGCAAUGCUGAGAAAUAUUAUGGGAGGAAGUCAUCCAUAGGCAGGGAUGUCUGCCGGCUGCGGAAAGCCUACUACAGUGCACGUAACGAGGCUGCCGUGCAGAUUGAUGAGAUUAUGGGCGAGACUGCCAGUGAGGCUGACAGUUCCGACUCACUUGAGCGUGACCGGGGCCACCACAAUGGAGCGGCCCAUGACAAGGAUGACGACAUUAUCCGUUGCAUCUGUGGGAUGUACAAGGAUGAAGGCUUGAUGAUCCAGUGUGAAAAGUGCAUGGUGUGGCAACACUUUGACUGCAUGCGGUUGGAGGCAGAGGUUGAGCACUACCUGUGUGAGCAGUGUGAUCCCAGGCCAGUAGACACGGAAGUUCCCAUGAUACCUCAACCCAGUUACGCCCAGUCUGGCUCUGUCUACUACAUCUGUCUCCUAAGAGAUGAGCUGCUUCUACACCAAGGGGACUGCGUGUACCUGAUGAGAGACAGCAGACGCACACCUGAGGGCCAGCCCAUCCGACAGUCUUACCGCCUCCUGUCUCACAUCAACCGAGACAAACUCGAUAUCUUCCGUAUCGAGAAACUCUGGAAGAAUGAAAAGGGUGAGCGAUUUGCUUUUGGCCACCACUACUUCCGUCCUCAUGAGACACACCAUUCGCCAUCACGGCGGUUCUACCAGAAUGAGUUAUUUCGCAUGCCACUCUACGAGAUCAUCCCUCUUGAAGCAGUGGUGGCAACCUGCUGCGUUCUCGAUCUCUACACGUACUGCAAAGGACGACCAAAGGGGGUCAAAGAGCCAGAUGUGUACAUCUGUGAUUACCGCUUGGAUAAGUCAGCUCACCUUUUCUACAAGAUCCAUCGUAACCGCUACCCAGUGUGUACCAAGCCAUACGCCUUCAACCAUUUCCCCAAGCGACUGACACCCAAGAGAGACUUCUCGCCUCACUACGUACCUGACAACUAUAAGAGGAAUGGCGGCCGCUCGGCAUGGAAAAGUGAUCGUUCCAAAGGAUCUGAAGGCUGCGAGGAUGACGGCUCUUCGUGCGAGCGGGUUGACGACUUCCCACCAGAGGCUGAAGACAGGAGAUCUGAGGAACACAUGGACGUGGCGACGGUUGGCCCUGAACUUUUAUCGGGCAAGACUCGACGAGAAGAAGGGGACAAUGAUGAAGCUGAAGAGGGGGGGGGAGGGGAAGCACCUGAGGCUGAGGAGCAAAAGGAACAGGAGGAAGCUUCCACAGAGAGGUUAGGGGAAACACUUGGGCAGCCGUCCUCCUCAGCUUGCUCUCCGCUCCACCACCCUGCCCUGGGCAGGAGGGAGGCCCAGAGGGAGCGGCUAAACAAGAUUCUCUUGGAUCUGCUGCACAGAAGCCCCCAGCAAGAAUGCCGUAGAUGUCUCUUAUCUCCUGGAAGAGGGUGCAGGGCGGCGCCUACGGCGACGGACACUUGGAUUUGGUGAUUUUGUUGGCAGAAAGUAACAUUUCGACAUGCCGGGCGAGCCGACUGCCAUUCACCUUCUAUUGCACGAGAGAUGAUAAGAAAGGAAAUGAGUCUAGUUGGCUAUUAAAACCUUCCAGACCAUAAUUGCAUCAUUUGGACCUUCUAGGUUACCUCUUCCAGGACUUUAUCAUCUCAAUAAUGAGAUGGUGGAGGGGGUUUGGAAGCUCCGACUUUAUGUCAAUCUGUUUUCAAGCAGUGUUUUUAAGAUGAACACAGGACAAAAAGCCCACACAUGAACUGAAAUGACACGUGGUACUGAGUAGCACACUGGCUGAAAGAUGGCUAUCGCUCAGUCAGUGCAGAUGAGAAUGCUGGAUAACUGCUCCCCCUUGUGGGGUUAUGCUGCCAUGUCAGUGCAUCGAAUGAGGGAGGGUUUGUGCUGGAACUUUUGGAGUGGAAGUAAACAAAUAGUGAUGCAAGAUGCUGCUCGUGAGAAAAAAGGGUGGGUAGACUGCACUUUUGGUACCAUGGAUAUAGUGAAGCUCUGUGUAAUGUAUCUGUAAUGAAAACACUAAAACAGUACUUGAUGCUGUAGUGUGGAAAAAACGCAAGUCUAUUAUCUUUCACCCGCUAUACUGUAGUCAGCCUACUCAUGUAGACACAGACAAGAUCUGCUUGUUUUUAAAGGAAGGGAGGGGAGAGCGCGUGUGCGCUUUUUGUCAAAGUGUAUUGUUGAGGUUUUGGUUUUGCGUUUUCUUUCCUCCUCCCCGUGAGACGCUCAAGCUUUUCAAUUGAUGGAUUCACCAGCUUAACUAAAUGAGGUGGGAGGGACACUGGCUUGAACUGUAACGCCUUACUCAGCUGUGCUCUCUGACUGCCUGUUUUGGAGGGUGUGCUUGCACACACUUAACUGUGUAUCUAUAGUCUACACGAUUUCCUGAAUAUUUCCUGUUUUUAAAGAAAAAAAAUAAGAAAAAAAGGGCUUAAUGGCAAUGAACAGUUUUAAGAAAACUAUGGAAAACAAUGCUUAACAUGAAAUGUAUCGUGAUGGUCAUAUUUUCUUAUAUUCUGUGAGACAAGUGUAUACUGUAUAAUGGGAGGGGAUUCGACUUUUGUCUUUUUGUUCCUUGUUGCCAUGGAGAAUGUGUUAAAAGAAUUAGUGAUAUCUGAUGAGAUUUCCCCUGUCAAAUGCCUCUCUCCAUAAAAGGGACAAGCGGCAGUGUCCCAAUGUUGUGAACUGACAAAGAAUCCAUUAGAAUGACACUGAGGAUGGAGAGUGGCAACGGUUUAGCUGUACAGUGCCAAGUUAUGUAUAUAGACAAACGCUUUACAUUGAGGGGUUUCUCCUGAAGCAAUAUCUUGAAAAAUAAUUUUGUUUAUUAUUGUACUGUACAGGACUCAGCCCUAAAUGUAUUGCAAUUAUUAUGAUCAUGCUAAUAUUUUAAUUGAUUUGUAUUGCUAUUAUGAAGACACUUAAACUUGGAGGAAAAAAACAUUUCUUUUUUUUAUAAAAUAAGUCUUUAAUCUCACCAUACCAUCCCUGACAACAUAGAAGCCUAAGUUAAGUUUUGUUGCCUAUAAAUGAAAUUCAUGUAAAUGUUGUGCAUGAAUGAGAAGAAUGUCAAAAACGAACACAAGAAGGCAUCGGGGCACGGCAGUGACACAGUAACACCCUUGCCACUGAAUAUUGUUAAUAAUAUUGCUUUUAUAAAGGAGUGUACUCCUUGUUUUUUUUGCUGCAAAGUGUUGAACACUAAAAAAGCUAGCCAACUUAAAAAUGUUAUCAUAUUUUUAAGCAGUCAUAGAAACAAAAACCAACCUGUCAUACCAUUAUCAUGUUCCUGUUGUUAUUUUGUUCCCUUUUAAAUAGGACAUGCUUCCGUUUUUUAAUAGCGGUCAUUGUAUGAUGCUUGUACUUGUAUUUGUGUGUUUUCCGUGAUUUCUUUAGUUAUUUUUAGACAAUCACAAAAUAAGAUGCAAGCAUUGUAAAUGGCAGACUGGCUGACAUUUUGUGACGUGUACAGUUUGUCAAAAACCUCCCCCACUCGUUAAAAGUUUGUAAUUAUGAUUCUUAAGUCAUGAAAAUAUGCUGUUGGUUUUUACUUUUUGUUUUAUAUUUGUU